AUGUUCAAUUAUAUGAAUGUACCACUUCAACAUCAGUGCUAUCUUUUUGCCGCGUUGUUGUGCACUGUAAAUGUGGCGACUAUGACAGUAUUGGAAAAUCGGUAUUAUAUUUUGUUUGGGAAAGAAACGUCUUGGAGGAAGGUUCGAGUUCCAGUUCUAGCAAUGAAUUACAUUUUGGCAUUUAUAUAUCCUCUUCCAGCGUUUCUGAAUUUUCCAGAUCAAUCGAUUGCGCUGCCACAAGUUCUACAGAAACUUCCCCAACUUCCCGACUUUAUUCUCCGCCACCAAAUCAUUGUCUAUGCAACUGAACUUCGAUUUUUUGUGAUUCCAAUAAUUCUAAUGUCUUUUCUACUGGCUACUGAAAUACUUAUCCUCGCCAAACGCAUGUAUUCUAAAAUGAACUCGGUGACUUAUAAGAUCACAAUGUCACAGAAAACGCUAUCAAUGCAAAGAGCUAUACUCAUCGCGUUUCUAAUACAAACAUCAACGAUGGCAGCGAACUUCUUGAUUCCAAUUACUUAUAUUUGUUAUACAGUUGCAUUCAAUUAUCACAACCAAGUAGCAAAUAAUAUUUGUUUUGUCAUAUUCUCACUUCAUGGAUUAUCAUCUACAAGCAUUAUGCUAUGGAGUCAUAAACCGUACAGGGCUGUUUGCUACAAGUUUUUUCUUUUCAAGAAAUCCGAAACGACGUCAUCGAGAGCUGUCCCAGUUGUCAAUAUGCACUUGAAUACGAUGAACUUUCACAGCAGACAUUGA
Molecule: messenger RNA, 756 nt
Organism: Caenorhabditis remanei
Lineage: Eukaryota; Metazoa; Nematoda; Chromadorea; Rhabditida; Rhabditidae
Exons: 4
Coding region: 1-756 (251 amino acids)
Source: RefSeq, a predicted model, not a curated record